AUGGCAACCGGGUUCCUCUAUACCAUCCCACUGCCCCCCGAUCGGACACUGCCGAUUAUCGAGCAUCAUACGAGACAAGACGUCCGGCCAGACGAGCCCUUCCACCUAUUUCCGAAGCUAUCAAUCGAAUUACGCCUUCUGAUCUGGGAAUUCAGCUGGCCCGAACCUCGAAUCAUUGAAGCCGCGAACACCAAGCAUGAUAUGGAGACGAUCGAAUACACAGGGAUCACUUUUCUACGGCCGGCAGCUACAUUACAUGAGUUACUGAAGAUGGAUUUUGGGGGUAACAGGCUUCUGGGCGAGGCGAAGCCUCUCGAACAGUGUCCUCCUCCUAUUGCUCUUCAGGUCUGUCGAGAAUCUCGGGAGCAUACAUUGAUCGACUAUCACAUCAUGCAGCACUCCCAGUGGCCCUAUUCGUUCUUCUUCAAUCCUUCUCGCGAUAUUCUUUGGCCGAGCCGAGAUCUCAAUGAGGAGCCCGGGUGCCGACGUGACCUUGAGAGCUAUUAUGGUGGGCAACUCGACAAAUUUUCGACACUCCUUAUUGAGGAAGCUGAGUGGGAUUAUGUUACACCAGCCAGAUAUACUUCCGACUUCCUGGCCAUGUUCAAAGGCGUCAAAACAAUUGUGCUGGUAUUUGGGGAGUACGAUGAGGUGACGGGUCGUCUGAUAACUGAAGCUAAAGCGCAUGAGUAUUACACGCGCGCCGAGAAGCUCCGAGUGCAGUUUGUAGAGCUUUGCCGAAAUGGGAAGUGCCAGGCGAGAACGCUCCAGUAUAUGGAUCGAACUGGCAGGUUCUAUUGA
Molecule: messenger RNA, 801 nt
Organism: Cadophora gregata
Lineage: Eukaryota; Fungi; Ascomycota; Leotiomycetes; Helotiales; Ploettnerulaceae
Exons: 2
Coding region: 1-801 (266 amino acids)
Source: RefSeq, a predicted model, not a curated record